CCUUCCGCGCCCGCCUCCUCCUGACCUGCUCCCCGUUCCGGCUCCCGGUUCCUCCGCUCCCUUCUCCCGCCGCCUGGCCAUGCUGACCUCCCGCGGCCCGGCCCUGUGCACCGCUCUGCGGCGGGCGGCGGGACCCGCCGGCCUCGCCUCCUUCCAUUGCUCCGCCCGGCACCGCCGCUCCGCCCGCGUCGCUGUGGUCCUGUCUGGUUGUGGCGUCUACGAUGGCACAGAAAUCCACGAGGCUUCAGCUGUGCUGGUGCACCUUAGUCGUGGGGGAGCUGAGGUUCACAUGUAUGCUCCAGAUGUUCCUCAGAUGCAUGUCAUCGACCACAGUAAAGGGCAGCCAGCUGAAGCUGAGUCAAGGAAUGUUUUAGUGGAGUCUGCAAGAAUAGCUCGUGGUAAAAUUGCAAGCCUGGCUAAGCUGACCACAGCAGACCAUGAUGCUGUGAUAUUCCCUGGUGGAUUUGGAGCUGCCAAAAACUUAUCUACCUUUGCUGUUGAUGGGAAAGAUUGCAAGGUGAACAGAGAAGUUGAACGAGUCUUGAAGGACUUCCACAAAGCAGGCAAACCUAUUGGCCUGUGCUGCAUUUCCCCAGUGUUGGCAGCAAAGGUUCUCUCUGGUGCUGAAGUAACUGUGGGCCACGAAGAAGAGGAAGGUGGCAAGUGGCCUUAUGCUGGGACUGCAGGAGCCAUCAAAGAGCUGGGAGCAAAACACUGUGUGAAAGAAGUAACUGAAGCUCACGUGGAUACAAAAAACAAGGUGGUGACUACCCCAGCAUUUAUGUGUGAAACAGAAUUGCACAAUAUCUUCGAUGGCAUUGGGGCAAUGGUGAAGAAUGUGCUAAAACUAACUGGCAAAUAAAAAAAAAACAACAACAACACCAGAAAUGUUUAAAUUUAG
Neopelma chrysocephalum (saffron-crested tyrant-manakin) is the source of this 901-nucleotide messenger RNA. RefSeq names its product glutamine amidotransferase like class 1 domain containing 3A (gene GATD3). Lineage: Eukaryota; Metazoa; Chordata; Aves; Passeriformes; Pipridae. Bases 80 to 862 code for a protein of 260 amino acids. The record is from RefSeq and is a predicted model, not a curated record. The transcript is spliced from 7 exons. Gene Ontology annotation, cellular component: mitochondrion.